Messenger RNA from Aethina tumida (small hive beetle), 810 nucleotides. It is a transcript of the gene MED18, whose product is annotated as mediator of RNA polymerase II transcription subunit 18. The record is from RefSeq and is a predicted model, not a curated record. Bases 52 to 720 code for a protein of 222 amino acids. NCBI's taxonomy places the organism in Eukaryota, Metazoa, Arthropoda, Insecta, Coleoptera, Nitidulidae. The transcript has a single exon. Gene Ontology annotation, biological process: termination of RNA polymerase II transcription; regulation of transcription by RNA polymerase II. Gene Ontology annotation, cellular component: core mediator complex; mediator complex. Gene Ontology annotation, molecular function: transcription coregulator activity.
UUGUUGAGUGUUCAUUCGUAAACAUAAACAAGAGGUAACCGGAACAGUAAAAUGUCAGCCCCAGGUACAGCAAUGGACUCGCUAAGUGCUGCACUAAAGUGCAACAUCAUCCCCAAUCAAGAAUAUUUACUACAAGGGUCUGUGCUAGAUCAAUAUGUGGAAGUACUGCUUCAUCGGUUAAGAGGCCUGUGUGACAACGUAGACAGCGGACCAGAAUCUUUUCACGAUCAUGAAUUGUGUUUCACCUUAAGGGCUAACAAUCCUGGAACGACAUCGAUGGCGUUGCCGUUGCGCGUUCGAAGAGCGUUGGAUGUUCAAGAUGCACCAUGGCAAUUACGUUAUGUUGGUCAGCAAGAGUUAGGCGAUAAAAAUAGACCAACUGUUGUCCGCUCUAGUAUUGAUAUGGCAUGCACCGCAACAAUAGUAGAAUUCUUGACUGAGCUGGGUUGCAGAGUUGAUUUUGAAUACACUGCCAGAGGAUACAUGUUCAGGAAAGGAAGGAUGAAGAUUACAGUAUCAAAAAUAUUUAAAGUUGGGGGGAUGCCUAACAAACCUGGGGAAGGAUUGGAACCUAUAUCACAAAGUUAUUUGGUGGAACUGUCUGUUUUAGCACCUUCUGGACAAGAUGCCAUUGCAGAGGACAUGAGAGUGUUUGCUGAACAGUUAAGACCGUUAGUACAACUUGAAAAAAUUGAUUAUAAAAGACUAGGCAAUAAUUAAUUUAUUUUUAUUUAUGUUUAGGUUUGUCAAAUAAAUUUAUUGAACAUUCUGUAUUUAAACAAAUUGUUUGCAAUAAUAAGUUUUAUUAAA